Messenger RNA from Ipomoea triloba (trilobed morning glory), 837 nucleotides. RefSeq lists its product as uncharacterized. Lineage: Eukaryota; Viridiplantae; Streptophyta; Magnoliopsida; Solanales; Convolvulaceae. The transcript is spliced from 2 exons. The coding region runs from base 1 to 837 and encodes 278 amino acids. The record is from RefSeq and is a predicted model, not a curated record.
AUGGUAUCAGAACCGCGACGCAGCUCUUACGUCGCCGCUUUCUCCGGCGCCGACGAGGUUAAUCAAGGAGCACAGAACGUCACUCCGAUCACUUCGAUCGUCCGAUCGCCAGCUCGCACAACUGCAGAGUCGAUUUCGCAGAUGAAUCAAACGCAGAGAAAUGUGAACACAAAGGAGCUAGAUAAUCUAAUGUUUAUCGGUUUUAACGAUAAUCCGUCAGCCGCGUUGGUUAGUUCGCCGAUGCUAGGAAGCUCAAACUAUGGCACAUGGAGCAUUUCUAUGCGGAUCGCUCUUGAAAUUAAGAACAAAUUAAGUUUCAUUGACGGCAGUGUUGUAGCUCCGAAUAGGGACAGCACUCGAUAUUCAGCAUGGAGACGCUGCAAUUUAAUGAUUUGCUCCUGGCUGUUCAAGUUCGUGCAUCCUUCGAUUGCACAAAGCAUAAUGCAUUUCGACCAAAGCAGAGAUAUCUGGGAGGAUCUGCGAAGGAGAUUUGCUCAGUGUGAUGCUCAACGAAUUUCUAUAUUGCAAAGUGAAAUCUACAACCAGAAGCAAGGACUUCUCUCUGUUAGUGAAUACUACACCAAGUGCAGGACAUUAUGGGAGGAGAUGAACACUUUGAGGCCUCUCCCGAUUUGUAGAUGCGAUCCACGAUGUGCGUGUGAGCUAGUGGACGAAAUCAGAAAAGAGAGAGAUAUUGAUCAGGGAGUGAAGCGUAUGUUCAAGAUUUCGUCGCCAUUCUUGGACCCCAAUAGCUUUCUCGGUGACUCCAUUUAUCCCGGCGAAGGCGGCAGAAGUAGACUGGCGGAGCAGAGCAGCGAAUCCGGUGGUGGGGUGUGA